Megachile rotundata (alfalfa leafcutting bee) is the source of this 1009-nucleotide messenger RNA. RefSeq names its product solute carrier family 25 member 16. The record is from RefSeq and is a predicted model, not a curated record. Gene Ontology annotation, cellular component: mitochondrial inner membrane. NCBI's taxonomy places the organism in Eukaryota, Metazoa, Arthropoda, Insecta, Hymenoptera, Megachilidae. Gene Ontology annotation, biological process: transmembrane transport.
AUUUUUAUAUGAUUACAUCCUAACAAUGGUAUUUCAAGCUGAAUCCGAGAACUAUUUAUUUUUCUUAAAAAGUUUAUUUGCCGGUGGCAUGGCUGGAAUGUGUUCAAAAACAACAGUGGCCCCAUUAGAUAGAAUAAAAAUAUUAUUGCAAGCACAUAACAAACACUAUAAGCAUUUAGGUGUUGUUUCUGGACUAAAAGAAGUAAUCCAACGCGAACAAUUUUUUGCUUUGUACAAAGGAAAUCUUGCUCAAAUGGUUAGAAUUUUCCCAUAUGCUGCAACACAAUUUACUACAUUUGAAUUAUACAAAAAGUAUCUAGGCGGUUUAUUUGGGAAGCAUACACACAUAGAUAAGUUCUUUGCUGGGUCUGCUGCUGGUGUCACAGCAGUUACAUUGACAUAUCCAUUAGAUGUCAUUAGAGCUAGACUUGCUUUUCAAGUCACUGGAGAACAUAUUUAUGGAGGGAUUGUACAUGCAGCUAUAACAAUUUUUAAAAAAGAAGGUGGUAUUCGAGCUCUAUAUAGAGGAUUUUUGCCAACUAUAUUUGGCAUGAUUCCAUAUGCUGGAUUUUCCUUCUACUCAUUUGAACAGCUUAAAUACUUGUGUAUGAAAUAUGCACCACACUAUUUUUGUGAGAAAUGUGAUAGAAAUACUGGUGGUUUAGUUUUAACUACAUCAGCAAGAUUAUUAUGUGGAGGUAUUGCAGGUGCUAUUGCUCAAAGUUUUUCUUAUCCAUUGGAUGUUACUAGAAGACGUAUGCAAUUAGCUAUGAUGAAUCAUGCUACACAUAAAUAUAGUGCUAGUAUGUUACAAACUAUGAAAAUGAUAUAUAAAGAAAAUGGUAUUAUAAAAGGUCUGUAUCGUGGAAUGAGUAUAAAUUUUUUAAGAGCCAUUCCUAUGGUAUCAGUUAGUUUUACGACGUAUGAAAUGAUGAAACAAAUAUUGAAUUUAGACACAGGAAUGAAACUUUAAUUUAUUAGAUGGAUGUAUAAAGUAUUUUUAAUAUUU